UGCUGCAACAUAUAUUAAUAUACAAUUGCCUAAAAAACUCCGUUGAGUAGACAAAAAGGAGUGCAAUUCCAAAGCAAUCUUGGAUUUUAAAAAUAGGAAAAAAGCAAAACGCUGCGAACAUUUUGGAUUCUCCACGUUUGUUUAAAUUUGGUUGGCUCUACAUCUACUCUCAGAAGCCAAAGCAAAAGGGGUUAGGGUUUUUGACCGUGUGAGAGCGAGCGUGAGAUCUCUUUCAUUUGUUUUUCUUUCUUCUCCAGUACCGAAUCAAUGGCCUUCUCUUCUCUCCUCAGAUCUGCCGCCGCCGCCUCCACGGUUGCUUCUCCUCGCGCUGACUUUUUCUCCUCCCCGGCCUCUGAUCAUUCUAAGGUGUCGUCAAAUCUUGGGUUUAGUCGUAACCUGAAAUCAUCAAGAUUUUCAUCUGGGAUAUCUUCAUCUCUACAAAAAUGCAAUGCAAGAAGUGUUCAACCUAUCAAAGCGACGGCUACAGAAGUGCCACCUGCAGUUAAACGGUCGAGUAGCAGUGGAAAGACAAAGGUUGGGAUCAACGGUUUUGGUCGGAUUGGAAGGUUGGUACUCCGCAUUGCAACAUCCAGGGAUGAUAUUGAGGUUGUGGCAGUGAAUGACCCAUUCAUUGAUGCCAAAUACAUGGCUUACAUGUUGAAGUAUGAUUCUACUCAUGGAAAUUUUAAGGGAAGCAUCAAUGUCAUUGAUGAUUCUACUUUGGAGAUCAAUGGGAAGAAGGUCAAUGUUGUGAGCAAGAGAGAUCCAGCUGAGAUCCCAUGGGCUGAUCUUGGAGCUGAUUAUGUUGUUGAGUCUUCUGGUGUAUUCACCACCCUGUCCAAGGCUGCAUCCCAUUUGAAGGGCGGUGCUAAGAAAGUUAUAAUUUCUGCCCCUUCAGCUGACGCACCUAUGUUUGUUGUUGGAGUGAAUGAGAAGACAUACCAACCAAACAUGGAUAUAGUCUCCAAUGCAAGUUGUACCACCAAUUGUCUUGCCCCUCUUGCCAAGGUGGUGCAUGAGGAAUUUGGUAUUGUUGAAGGCUUGAUGACAACUGUCCAUGCAACUACAGCUACUCAGAAAACUGUUGAUGGGCCAUCAAUGAAGGACUGGAGAGGAGGCCGGGGUGCUAGUCAAAACAUCAUUCCUAGCUCAACUGGCGCUGCGAAGGCUGUUGGUAAAGUUCUUCCAGAGCUGAAUGGGAAACUUACGGGAAUGGCCUUCCGUGUACCAACACCGAAUGUUUCUGUUGUGGAUUUAACUUGUCGACUUGAGAAGGGAGCCUCUUACGAAGAUGUUAAAGCAGCCAUUAAGUAUGCCUCAGAAGGACCUCUUAAAGGCAUUCUCGGGUACACAGAUGAAGAUGUCGUCUCCAACGAUUUCGUCGGUGAUUCAAGGUCCAGUAUCUUUGACGCCAAUGCUGGGAUUGGAUUGAGCAAGUCCUUUGUGAAACUUGUCUCUUGGUACGAUAACGAAUGGGGUUACAGCAACCGAGUUCUUGACCUUAUAGAGCACAUGGCAUUGGUAGCAGCCAGCCACUAAAUACACGUACCGGUUCUUGCAGAAGCUUGAGACUUUCGGCUUCUUGCAUAACCUGCUCUACAGAGCCGGUUUGGAUUUGUUCGGUUAAGUUAGAUGCUAGGUGUUUUGAGAAAUUUGGUUUGAAUCACGAGCCUUUCUUCUAUUUUUGUUCUGUUCAACUAUCAACAACUCUGGAAACUAUAUUGGGUCCAAAAGACUAAAAACUGUGCGACUUACAUCUAUCAAUAAGGGGCUAAACUUGUUGUACUUUACCAAAAA
Camelina sativa (false flax) is the source of this 1797-nucleotide messenger RNA. RefSeq names its product glyceraldehyde-3-phosphate dehydrogenase GAPCP1, chloroplastic. Gene Ontology annotation, biological process: glucose metabolic process; glycolytic process. NCBI's taxonomy places the organism in Eukaryota, Viridiplantae, Streptophyta, Magnoliopsida, Brassicales, Brassicaceae. The record is from RefSeq and is a predicted model, not a curated record. Gene Ontology annotation, cellular component: cytosol. Gene Ontology annotation, molecular function: NAD binding; glyceraldehyde-3-phosphate dehydrogenase (NAD+) (phosphorylating) activity; NADP binding.